AUGGUGAAGUUUGCACCAGAAAUGACCGCUGCCUCAAUGGCAGAUGUAUUGAUACACCACUCAGGUGCCUUUCAUGUGAAUAUUGUUACAAUGACGAAUGUCGAGCGGGAUAUGGAUAUUGUGCGAUCGAUGGGUCUUGCUACAGCCAUGGGGAUCGGAGCCCAUACUCUCAAUGCAAGGUUUCUACCUAACAUUAGCAUCAAUAGCUUAGUAUGCUUUAAGCUUAUAUAUGAAUAUUAUCAUAUCAUGACUUUAAACCAGCUUUUUUAAGUAUUAAAUUUAGGUAUUGAUCAAUAUCUUUGCAAAGAGAUGUGGUGGGGGGUUCGGUGAUGUAGUUUGGGUAAAAAUUCUUUAAUAUAACACUACAUAGCUAAAUGCAUGGACAGUUUUUCCGUUCUGUCAUUCCGGGAUAAUUUUCGCUGAAAUCACCUUAAAACAUAUUCCCUCCCUCAAAGGUUAAAUGGAUGAUUCUUAUAGUUAAGUUUAUAUUAGCGGAUUUCUUUGGUUUAACUUUUAUUAGUUUAAGUAAAUUAUAAUUAUAUGAAUAGAGGCGUCGCUUCUAAGUGUUGUGAAAUCUGUAUAUUCUUGCCUAAUGUGCUGUAAAGAAAUUCAGUCACGCAUCUCUGAGCCGUCUUUAAAAAUCAAAUAUUACAGUGGAAUCUUUCCUUUAGAAGCCCAUGAAAGUAAAAGCUCAGAAGGAUCAAUAGUUCUAUAGUUUGAAUUUUGAUGACGUCAUGUGAAAAACAGUAAUUGUAAGGAGACCAUAGCCUCCAUAGUCUGGGGACACAAAAUUUGGUACCGAAAAAAUGUUUACAUAAUCUUCAGUGGAAAGGGACACUUUUUCUGACAGUUUUCACAGCAUGAACUAUUUCACUUUAAUUGAUAUACUGCAGUUAACUUGUGGGAAUUCACUCACAAUGUCGCAUAGAAAAGUAAGUUAUGAUUGUUUUAAGCACCACAUCAAUUAAUUUAUUAACAACCAACCCACCACUUGCCACCUGUGUCCCCUGAAUAGAGGUUCCAAUGAAUAACUAUAAUUUUGUUGCCCAGAAAUGUGAUAGCCGAUACAAGACAUCGUGGACAAACGACGAUUCCCGUUCCUGCAGUGACGGUAUUGCUUGCACCAGAAGUGACCGCUGCUCCAGUGGCAGAUGUAUUGGUACACCAUUCACGUGCCUUUUUUGUGAAUAUUGUUACAAUGACGCCUGUCGUGUGAGACCCGGAUAUUGCGCGAUCUUUGUGGGAGGCUACUGGAGUAGCAGCAAAAAAAAAUGCUUCACCCGUCGAACUCGUAGGCCAAGCUAUCCAUGCCAGGUCACUACCUAACAUUAAAAUAUCUAGAAUAACUUAGUGUCCUAAAAGUUAAUAUAUGAAGUACAAGAUAACCUCACAAUUUACUUUUUUUUCUAGAUAUUUACUUUACUUUACACACACGAGUUACCAUGUCUUGUCGUAGUAAUCUUAAGCAAUUUACAAUUCUCCUCCAGCAACUAUUCUCGGUUCAACGAGCUUUCCUAGCUUUCAGAACAAUCACGUGCAGCACUUUUUUCACGUGUAAAUGUCUUUAUAAUCGAGGUGGCCUCUUUAUAAUCCUGGUAUUAGCCUCCCACACAGGCGUUUUUAGGGGAGCUCGUCUUUCAUCCCUCCCUCCUUUGUGGGGAGGGAUGAAAGAGGAGCUCCCCUAAAAACGCCUGUGUGGGAGGCUGGUACUGUAUUGAAACAAGGCAAAUAAAUAAAUGACGUUAAUGAUGAUGACGACAACGAUGAUGAUGAUGAAAAAAUUGCACAAAGCCGAUGUUACCACGGUAAACUCUACAAAAUUUCAAACAUUUUCAGACAUGGCAAAUCAUCGUGUCAAUCGUUUCCCAAACUGGCGUCAAGUUUAAUUUUAUAAAUAUACGGCCAGAAAGCGAACAAAUAAGAUACCUAAAAUACCAAAAUCACUGAUUGUGAUCCAUUACACAGCAAAUUAUAAGAUCACAAUUGGAUAGUUUAACCUAUAAAUUAUCAUUCAAGGAAAUAUUUUUGGUAGUGCAUGACACUUUAAAAGUGAAUAAAGUAGUGUAAUUGUCACGUGAUGGUUUUAUGAACUAAAAGGUGGCAGAUUAAAAUGCCUCUGAGGGUAUUGCUUUCCCUCUUGGAACGUAUGCUAGUUCAUUACAAGGCUACCCGAGCAGCAUGUCGCCGGUACCUAUUUAUACAUCUGCUUGGAAAAACACAUAAAGGAGCAAAGAGUCUUGUCUAAGGAAACAUGGCGACAGCUGCAUGCAAAGCUUGAAUUCUGACCGACUCGAAGUUCAAGACUUUAAUGUUUUAUCGGUCGGCCACAACGACUUCACAUAAUGAACACUUUUAGACUAUAUCCACACAUGUCCGGAUAUUAUCAAAACCCAUACUUUUUUACUCGAAUCGAUCGGCUCUUCGUCCACACGAAACCCGUGAAUCCAGUCACUGAAACUGCACUUAAUAGCGGCGUAAGCCCCCGUCCACACGAAUCCGCUUAAAAAUAAUUGGGUUUUUCAAGAAUGUUUGGAUUCGUUUGGACAUGGCCUUAAACUAUGCGGGCAUUGAUGUGAUCAGGGAAAGUUCUAAAAUAGAAGACUUGAUGUAUUUGUUAGUCCGUGUGUUUAUUCAUUUAUUUGGCUAGUUCCAUUUUUAUUAAUCACCUAAUUGAAACAUUUGUACAGAAUGCCCACGAUUUUCCUUUAGGAAUGUGAUAGCAACAAUCCACGUCGAUGGACCAUAAACAACAACUUGCGAUGCAGUGACUAUAACAGAAGGACCAAGGACGACCGUUGUCGUAAUGGAUAUUGCAGAGGAACACCUUACAACUGUCUUUCAUGUGAGCAACAUGAUGGAAGUGGCUGUCCAAUAAGACCAGGGUUCUGCAUCAUACUGAAGGGAAACCAAAGAAGGUGUUAUGCUAAGAAUCAGUAUAAACCAGGAAAUCGUUGUCAGGUAGGCUGUAAAAUAUGGAUUCAGUUAGGGUUACAGGUAUAUCCAGUUCAAAGUAUUAGCUGUCGAUAAUUAUAGUUACUCCUCUACCGGUCAAUAGAGAUUUUUGCUUACAGUCCAGUUUCCGCUAACGCACACCUCGCCUCUCCUUAGCGAAUACUUUGUCUGGUCCCAAGGGUUUAUCUUAAAUUGAGACAUUUAUAUUUAGAUGUUUACCGUAAAUCCACUAAUAAGCCCCUCCCCUUUUCAAAGUUCCUUGACAUUAAUAAGCCCCCAGGUGCCUUGAUAGAGGAUUUGCGCUUAUCAAACUGCUGCAGCAAGUCAAAAAAUAUUCAAGUCAGUGUUCUUAUUCAAAAACCCUUGGAAUAUCGAUAGCCCUUGUUUUGAUAGCUUAUUUGGUCCUAAUAGAAUUAAAACUAUAGCAUUAACUAUUAACAAUUUUUACCCUCAAGUGGUGUGACCCAGGAAAAAGCACUAGUACGUGGACAAAUCGCGAAGGAGUGGCUUGUGAUGAUGGUGACAAGUGCACAUGGGGUGACACGUGUCGCAGAGGCCAAUGCAUCGCGACGCCAUUCACAUGCAAUUCAGUGUGCCAGUACUGCAAUGGCUAUAACUGCAGUCUGAAAACAGGAUAUGGAUUCGUAAACGACAGGUGCACUUGUAAACUCGCAGGUAGAUGUAACUAAGUAACUUCAGUCAGAAUGAACAAUACUUUAGGCUCAAAUUUCCACCUCUUUCUCGUUCCCCCUCGAGAAGAGACGGCUGGACGAGUGAGUGGCCGAUCCUGUCUGUGACGUAAAUUUAAAAUUUAAUUUAUGCGUCGUUACGAAACAAUAGAAACGGAAAAUGUCAUCACACACUGAACACUUGUUGUCGUUUUUGCCUUUUUGUCGCGUUGUUCUUCGCCAAUAAACUCAGAAGCAAUGCCUACUAUUUCAUGCGAAAGCGAAUUUAGGCGUGAAAUUACAACAGAAAUGGACUUGAAAGUCGUCUCUUUCACGAUGGCUUACAACAAACAUCGAUCGGUAGAGAAUGAAAAAUAAUUGAGAAUCUAGGAUAAGAGUUAGUUAAACAAUUUGGUAAGUCGUUUAUGUAUAGCUAAAACAAUAGAGGACCCAAUAUAGUCCCUUGAGGGAUACCACAUUGGAGAGAGCAGGUUUUGGAAAGUAAACCACUAAGAGAACAUAUUUGAGUUCGGUUUUCUAAAUAUGAUUUAAACCAAUUGCAAGCAUUUUCUUGAAUUCCGUAGGUGAUUAAUUUAGACAGUAAUAUCGUGUGGUCUGCUGUAUCAAAGGCCUUUUUUAAAUCUAGAAAUACUACAGCAUUAAUGUUCCACGAUCAGUAUCAAAAGCCCAGCUAUCGGUCGCCUCUAGUAGAGCAGUGACCGUAGAAUAGAGAGAGCGAAAUCCGGAUUGACUUUUUGAAAUAAUGCUAUGUUCUGAUAGGUUCACAUAUACUUGAUCGUACGUUAUUCUUUCGAAUACCUUGGCCACCACAGAGAUAACAGAAAUGGGACGGUAAUUGUUCAUAUCACUCGAACUUCCCUGUUUGAAUAAAGGAGUAACUUUAGCACAUUUCCAGUCAUCUUGGAAUAUGCCUGUAGUCAAAGAAUAAUUAAAGAUCUUGCAAACAGAAAUCAAAAUUAAAUCAGCACAUUCACGAAUUAGUCUCGCAGAUAUUUUAUCGCGACCGGUUGCUUUUGACAUGCUAAGUUUAUUCAAUAGUGAAAACACUUGACUGCAAUUUGUCGGAGUAAAACAGAAUCUUUGGUCAGUGAUGAUAAGAUAUUCAAGACAACUUUUGUUGCCGUUAGCUGCCGACGGGAUCUCAUUAGCAAGUUUCGGGCCGAUUGUGGAAAAAUGUUCAUUAAACGCAUUUGCUAAAUCGGGAGUUUUGUUUAUAGAAACAACGUUUACAAUUAGUUCUUUAAUAGAGGAGGUGUUAUUUUUGCGAGAUGUAAGUUCGUUUACAGUUUGCCAGGUGCGUCGAGAGUCAUUUUUGUGUUCAUUAAGUGAUUAUAAUAAGAUUCCUUUGCGAUCUUGAUGUUACUGUUAACUUUGUUGCGAAGUCGUUUAAGUUUACCCCAAUCCUGUGGGUUCUUUGAACGUAUUGCUUUCAACUUCAUGAUGUCUCGUUCAUGCAUACUUUUUUCAACUCUGAAGAAAUCCAAGGAGAUCUUUUUGAACGGACCCGCUUUGUUCGUAAAGGAGCAUGAGUGUUAACAACAUUUAAGAACUUAAUUUUCCACUCACGCCACAAAUCAUUUGGGUCUUGAAAAUUGUUUAAGACAUUCCAGUUUUGAGAAGCAAUGUGGCUGCGAAAAAGGUCACGAUUGAAAUUUUUAAAACUUUUGUAGUUAAUAGUAUUGUGUUUUUUGUAAACGGCUUCAAUCGACAGCUUUUGAUAAGCAAAAACGAGACUAUGGUCACUGAUGCUGACAUGACAAACUCCACAGCACACUACUUUAUCGGGAUAGUAUAUAUCAGAUCUAUUAGAGUAGAUGUUGUGUCAGUGACGCGCGUAAGCUCGUUUAUCAGCUGGUGAAGGCCAUACAGGUCAGUGAUAUCCAACAACAACCGAAAAUUAGUGUCAUACAUUGAAGCCAUGUUGCAAUUCAAAUAUCCCAUUAAAUAGAAUUCGACACUUUCGGAAUCAAGGCGUCUAAUAAGAAUUUCUAGAGAUGAGAAUACUUUAUUGGAAGAAUUAGGUGGCCUGUACCACGUGACAAUAACAAACGGUUUUGAAUUCGGUUGCAGCUCGUAGUGGAGCUUUCUCUGUGAAUGAUUUUAGGGUGAUAAGAAAUAGUUUUUUACCCGAUACUUAGUAGUACCAAUUAGUUUAUUUCAUGUUUGUGGAAGCUCAUUUUCAGUAUAUAGCUUAUAAAAGCGUAGUCCGCGCCCAGGUUGAGUACUGCUUAAGUGUUUGGGACCCCCACCCUGGCUUUGAGAAUACCGGUUCAUAUAAGAUCGAAAGGAUACAGCAUAGCGCGUAUCGAUGGCGCCUGCGCCGAUACAACAACACAUCUAGCAUCACAAACAUGCUUGAAGACCUGGGAUGGCGUACCCCAGAGCAACGUUGGACUUACAGUCGGCUCACGGCCCUCCUUAAGAUCACACGGGGGUCCUCGCUGUUAAGUCUCACGCGCUUCUGCGCUCUGUCAUGCGCAGGCCACGUCGCUAGCAUUAGGAGAGUUUCAUCCCGCUUGAAACUAGCCUGUCCUCUGAGUAUCUAUCCUUUUUCUCAAGAACAUUUAUUUAGUGGAAGAAUUUACCUGCUUCCGUCUUUAGCAAACAAUGCCCUUUAAAUACUUUCAAAGCCCAUGUAAGCUGCCUAAAUCAUCUACCUGUUUAUUAUUUUGUUUUGCUGACCAACCCAGUCAAUAAUCCUCAAAUGUGAUGGCUAGGCUGUACACGGUGAAUGUAAACGUUUGAUUGUACAAAGUGAAAAAACAUUGUAUUUGAACAGAAAAUACCACUUAAAUCUAUCACUGCUGAUGGCGAUCAUUAAGCCAAAUACGUGUAAUAAGGUAUAUUUUUGCUACAGGCAAGGACUAUGGCCGCCAGACAUUAAAUCCGUCGAACCAGUGUCAGUGGUGUGACCUGUAUGACUCAACCGCUCGUGCUAACAGUGUCUGGUCAGAUCGCCCUGCAGUAGCUUGUGACGAUCAAGAUGCAUGCACCAAGCAGGACACUUGUAAUGCGGGCAGGUAUGUACAAGUAAGCGCAUGUACUCGUGGGUUCAUGGGUGGUCUACUAUUUAACCAACAUAUUUUACCUGUAGUUUUUCUCUAGUUAUAGAUCAGAGAUGACACAAAAUCGUAGAUCAUAGGAAGCGACCAAUUACAGCCUCCGUAGUUUUCAGUACGUUGUGUAGAGGACGGUGCACAUGGUACUGUACCUAAAAACUGCCAUAAAGUUUUAAACUGGCUGAAUAAUACACUUGUUUUUGGAACUUUUUCUGAAGCGUCAGUGUUCACAUUGCUGUCAGUUAUUAAUUCUCUUUAAGAACGCUUGUGGAAGCAAAACAUUCGAUAUAGCUUCAGUUUUUAUUUCAUUCGUCAUCCUAUCUUUGCAGUUACUUCAAUAGUGAGUGGUAACAAAUUUACGAGUAAAUUUGUGUCAAUGAUUUUUAAGGCAGCCAUUUCCCGAGAUUAUCGUACGGCGUAAGUUACAUUGUAAGUUACAAUGUAUCUUAAAACUUCAGGUGUCUUGGUCAAGGAUACUCUUGUCAAUCUUCUUUCCCAUCCCCGAGUUGUAUCCAGACGUCUGUGUGUGUUGGUGAUGGUACAUGCCGCUUUACAAUGAAGUCAAAUGGAACAGUAUGUCGAGCAGCUACGGACAAUUGUGACACACCGGAGAGGUAGGACUUCAAAUUGGAUUAUCUCAAUUUCAUCAAAACAUCUCACAGAUAUACUUAUCCUUAGAGCCAAGUUCCCAUUUUCGUUGCAAACAUUUCUAAUGCAACCUACCUAUGCCAGACAAAUUGGCGGUGAUAAAAUGGUCAACUCAGGUUUGCUGAAGGGUUAACCAGUAGACUGGGGCUUCAUAUCGGGAACAUUGGUUCAAUGAAGUGGCGGUUUAUUAAACCUGUCCUGAGGUUUUACAACCUUUUAAGUUAAUUGCUGAUUUAUGUUUGAUAAAGGUGUAAUGGUGUCCUUAUGACCUGUCCUGAAGCAGUGACCGAUAGCAUCGAGUUAAAAGCCGGCCAAGUGCAGUUCAUGGACUCAAGGUUUCACUCAAUCGUCACUCACCAGUACUUUACUGACAGGGUGUAUUUGAAGCUCUCUGGAUUCUCUGUGUCUUGUGGAAAGAUUCAUUUUACAUGGUUCCUUCUUUCUGGAAUGUCGUCUUGUUCUUUAAAUUCGUCCUUUAGUGGCUCUUUACCGGGCACCAGCAGAUAUCACACUAUUACUGGAUUGACAAUGGAAGAUUACAAAAACUACAAAUUUGCCGUGAAAGCGUCUGACAUGCGACUGCAGGUAUAUAAAGUAGUCUGCAGUGAUUUAAUAGUCAUAGAUACAUCAAAGCCGCACGAUGGGUGGAUUCGGGAUGGGUCUGCGAGUGACCUGAGUUACCAAGCUUCCAAAUUAUUGCAGGUAAACUGGGGUGGAGUACUAACAAGACACGGUGUUGGCAAUUACGAUUGGAAAGUUCUCCUAACCCCUUUCAACACAAAUCAGACCAUGGAACUUAUGCCCUUUACGAAUGUAUAUCGGAACACUAGCGCACAAAAAACAUUCAACAACAUCACAGACGGUUCAAAAGUAAAAUUCGUUGUUCGAGCUUACACCAAAGCGGGACUGUUUUCAGACCUCACGAGUAACGGCGUUGUCAUCGACACGUCAGCACCUGUUGCAGGAAAAAUCUUUGAUGGUAAUCAAGUUGGCUUAGAUUUAAAAUUUGCUCAAUGGUCGAAUACCUUCAAUACAAACUGGGACCGCUUUAUUGAUCCCCAUUCUCCCAUUUCGCGUUACACUUGGGCGUUGCAGCGACUAGGCACUGGAUUAAUUACCUCUUUUAAGGCUACAGCACUUAACCGCGCUCCUGCAGCAACUAACCUUAACCUAGUAUCCGGCGAGAGCUACUGCGCAGUUGUCAGAGGCUAUAACGAGGCUGGUCUUUACACCCAAGUCAACUCAGAUUGUGUGUUGAUAGACCACGAUGUACCGCUACCUGGCACUGUAAAUGAUGGACACUUCCAUGAUGUAGACUACCAAUCGGAGGACACCAUGAUAGCAGCUAAUUGGCAUGGUUUCACUGAUGGGAGUAAAGGAAGUGGAAUUGUGGAGUACAGAUGCAAAGUCACAGAAGACGGUGGAGCUAUAAUUGUUCCCUGGACAUCUGCCGGCAAUGCCACUAACAUAAUGCUUAACGGCUUAGUUCUUAAGAACAACACAAAGUACUUCGUUACCGUUAAAGCAGUCGAUGCAGUGGGACUUAGCACUGACAUCACUACGGAUGGUGUUACUUUAGACACAACACAUCCUGUUUUCACAGGAAAAGUGAUCGUAACCGGAGGGGAUGACGUGAUAAAUGGAACUCCUUGCGUUUACAUUUCAAGUGUAUCCUCAGUAACUGUGCAGUGGAAUGGUUUCUCUGACGCGCACAGUGGACUUCAGCGAUAUGAAUGGGCGAUUAUCCCCUCAGACAAGUCUAUCUCAGACUCUGACUUCAAAGAAGUAUCUGGAUCCAGUAUUCCGACAUUUGCAACAUUUUACAAUCUAGCGCUUAUCCAAGGAAAGGGGUAUUAUGUCAUCAUACGAGCCUAUAAUGGCGCCAAGCUAUAUAAAGACGCGUUCUCAGUCGUUGUGAUCCCCGACUACACCCCUCCAUCCCCUGGAGAGGUGUUCGACGGACCAACAUUCAAAGUAGAUAUUGACUAUCAGGCUGAGAUUCAACAUGUUUAUGGGUCUUGGUCAAGUUUCUCUGAGCCUCACAGUGCAGUGAAGCAGUACUACUAUGCCGUAGGAAGCUGUAUAUUUGGUAACAAUCAUAUUACAGGAAACGGAUUCACUCAAACCGACCCUCCAAGGGCUUCUUCAUUUUUGAUUUCAAACGUUUCACUUGUUAAUGGCCAGCGAUAUUGCAUCAAGAUUAAGGCUGAAAACAAAGCUGGGCUGAUGAGUUACGAAGUAUCAUCAAAUGGUUUUGUCGUUGACGUAACACCUCCAAACACUCGGAAAGCUCAAGUGCGUGACGGAAUCACGGGUGCGGAUAUAGAUUAUCAAGCUAAUACCACAGCAAUGUCAGCUGAAUGGGAUGGUUUUGCUGACCUUGAGUCUCAAAUCCAAUAUUAUGAAUAUGGAGUAAGCAGAAAUCGUGCUGGCACGCCUAAUGUUUAUCCAUUAACAACUAAUGGCCUUAACACUUCAGCAACUGCAGGUGGCUUAUCGCUGACUGAUGAUGUCUACUACUUCAUAGUUUGUGCUGUAAACAAUGCGGGGUUACGCAGUUGCAUCAGCUCUGAUGGAGUACUUAUCGAUUUGACUCCUCCAAGCCAUGGUGUAGUGCACGACGGCAUCAUCGAGCCAGAUCUGCAGUAUCAGUCCUCUCUAUCAAAUAUGGCUGCCAACUGGGAAGGAAUCUGGGACUUGGAGAGUGGUAUUGAGAAGUUUGAGUGGAGUAUUGGAAAUAGUGCAAAUGAUAAGAGCAGUGUUCAAGAUUACGUCGAUGUUGGUCUCUCUACUCACGUUAGAAGUCCAUCAGCUCUUAACUUAUCAAGUGGGACAAAGUAUUUUGUUCAUCUUAAGGUAAUCAAUCAAGCAGGAGCGGUCAGAGAACUUAUUUCAGACGGUGUGAUUGCAGAUGGGACGCCACCAAUACCAAGCAAAAUCUAUCCAGGAUUUGGGCCCCAAGAUGAAUGGAUAUACAGUGAAGAAGAGAAUGCCUUCUACUCUGCUUCUGGCUCAAGCAUCGCUAUAUACUGGGACCAGUUCUCGGAGCCUGAAAGUGAGGUUUGGUACUACAAAUGGGCAAUAGGUACAAGCAAAUGCGGCACUCAAGUUCAACCACUUAUUAACAUAGGCCGGUCAAACUACGCCAACACCACGACGACAAACCUCUUUUUUAGGCCCGGCGUGAGAUAUUACGCCAGCGUGAUGUCAAGAAACAAAGCUGGCCUAGUGUCGAGGGCUUGCUCUGAUGCGCUUGUCUUUGAUAACAGUCCACCGCUUCCAGGAAUUAUUCACAUAAAACAACCGCCAGGAAGCAAUAUAACUAAGACUUUCAUUGCUAACAACAGUGCGGCUAUUUAUUGGGAAGGAUUUAGUGACCCAGAGAGUGAGAUACAACUAUGCAAUAUUUCAAUCAUUGACCAAGCUGGCGACAUUAAGUUCGUAGAAACCACCAAUUCAUCUUCUGGGUUUAUCAUGAUACCUGACAACGUCCUCUUCGUAGAUGGACAAUACAAUAUUAGCGCAUAUUGUAUCAAUAAUGCAAAUCUUGCUUGCUUGUCAAGCUCAGUAUUUAUCGUUGAUAACACGCCACCAGCUCAGUCUGGUCCUGUUGUAACGGGCAUAUCAUUCGAUGGCGCUUUACAUUAUCAGUCUGAUGAUAAAUCUAUUAAAGGAUCCUGGCCACCGUUCACGGACCCUGAAAGCGGUAUAGAAAGAUAUUAUGUGGCAAUUGGUUCACAACCUUACCAAGGCGAUAUCAUUGGUUUUGAAAACGUGUACCUCGCUACUCGCAUAAACAAGACCGACGUUACUCUUUCUCAAGGUGCCAUAUGCUACAUCACAGUUGUAGCAGUAAAUCGUGCUGGAUUGAGCACGAACGUAUCAUCUCUUGGCCUUUUGAUAGACAAAACGCCCCCUCUUGUCGACAAUGCUUAUAUCAUAGAUGGUAUGCGUGGUGCAGAUAUCGACUUUAUCUCUCCUGAUACUGUACUAUCAGCCCACUGGGAAAAGAUAGCAGAUCUCGAAAGCGGUAUUAUGCAAAGUCGGUAUUGUGUUGGAACCAAACCACUUGGUUGCCAAAUAAAACCAAUGACCAGUGUCGGUAGAAAUUUGUCUUUCACUUGUCCAGAUUGCAUCAUUCAAGAGGGGAUGAGAUUGUAUGUAACAGUGCAGGUGACAAAUGGUGCUGGUCUAAGUGAGACACGACACUCUGAUGGAAUGUUUUUGGAUGUUAGUCCUCCGCUAAUGGGCGAUGUUCAUGAUGGAAGUCAUGUAACUGGAAUGGACUACAAUGUAGUUCUUGAGCAGUGGAAUAUUUCUAUGACUUGGUUUGGAGUGGAAGAUGAUGAAAGUGGCAUACGAUCUUGCAAAUGGACCAUUGAAAGUAACAGUGGGAGCAUAUUUCAUACAGAUGACAUAAGCAAUAACACCAUUUAUGAAGAACGAAAUCUAUUCUUACUCAACCAGACAUACAAAACUCUCCUUGUCAUUCCUAACGCGACUUAUUUCAAUGUAUUGACCUGCAUCAACAGAGCAGGUUUACAUUCCACCGUGCGCUCUAAUGGUUUCCAAGUAAGGACCAUUUGGCCUAUCCCAGCUGUUGUAAGAGUUGGUGCAACCCAAGGCAAAGACGCAGCUUAUGUAACAAGUUACAAAAUCAUAAAUACCAACUGGGAUCCAUUUUUUGACGAUGAAAGCGAUCCUGUUGUCGACUACGAGUUAGCUGUCGGGACAGUAACAGACAAGGAGAGCGUCCUUGGCUUCACUAGUGUAGGGUUGGGGAGGAUUGUUGAAAUAGACUUGGCUCCAGGCAUUCCAGAUCUUGAAGUCCUAGAGACUGGUGUGACGUAUUACACCACCAUAAAAGCGACUUCUUUGCGUGGUCUCAGUUCUAUAAAGCGCUCCACUGGCUUUACUGUAGACCCUAGCCCGCCAAUGCAAACGGAACUUUUAGUGUCACACAAAGUUAUAGAUCAGAUUGCACGAACAGUUAAAAUAAGAGUUUCUUGGAAUAGUGUCAGGGAUAGGGAAAGUGGCAUUAGUAACAGUGCGUAUUGUCUAGGUACAACACCUGGCAGGUGCCAAAGGGCCUCUAUUCCAGCGGGUCUUUCUACCUUUGGAACUAUUGGCCCCUUUAGGCCUCGUCCAUGGGUUCAUUAUUUCGUCAUUGUCGUGGUAACUAAUGGAGCUGGUUUGAUUACAGUGAUGUCCUCCAGGAAGUUAUUAUUUGACACCACUCCCCCAUCCAAGGGUAUUGUUAUCGAUGGUAUCGGCCCUGACAUUGAUUACAUGAAUUAUACGAGCUCUUUGUCGAUUCAGUGGAAAGGGAUUGAUGACCAAGAGUCAGGUAUUGCAAAUUGUUCAUGGACUCUCAUUGAACAGUCUGCUUCUGAUAACAGAACUGCAUUUGAAAAUGAUACUGUUGUGUUAACACAACCCGUGGAAAGCAAAGGAAGCCUCACACGUGAGAAUCUCAGUCUGAUACCAGGCGCCCGUUACGUCAGCAAAAUCGCGUGCUCCAAUAAUGACGGUUUUAUCUCCACGUCCUUCUCUGAUGGUGUUGUUGUAGACGUUACUUCGCCAAGUGCUGUUCUUGUGCGAGACGGUUCAUCUCUAUCAACUGACGUGGAAUAUCAGUCAUCGACAACGGUAGUAGAGGCAAUAUGGAGUCCCUUUGAGGAUCAUGAAAGUGGGAUCAGGGAAUACAGGUGGGGCUUAGGGACAAUGCCUGAUGAUGUUAGCAUCGUAAAAUUUACUUCUACUGGAAAGGACACAACGGGAAGAGCAAGGAACGUCACUCUUUCCCAUGGCGUAAGGUAUUACGUUACUGUGGAAGCUACAAAUGGUGCCGGGAUGACGUCACAUGGUUGGUCUAGUGGGUUUACUGUUGAUGUAACUCCUCCUGAGAUCACUGAGGUAAAUAAAACUCAGAAAUAUAUUUUUACUACAUAUAGGGGCAAAACAAAUCGAACAUAUUGAAAACAAUGAUUAUUCUAACUAAUACUAAAAUCAAACCUAUGCCCGGCGGAACUACCUUUGCUGACCAGUAAUAACAUUUGUGCCUGUUUAUUAUGCAGGAAUCAGCUGGUUCAGAACUUUGGAUUGGUCCAACAGAUCAUCUGCACGCUACGUGGAAGGCGCAAGAUCUCGAAAGUGAUAUUAGCAAGACCGAGUAUUGCGUUGGAACGUUACCAGUCGGAUGUCAAAUAAAGUCCAUGACCGAAGUAUUUCCGAACUCAACAGAAGUAUCUUGCAAAGACUGCCGCCUUAAUCAUUAUGGGACGUACUUUGUCAGCAUUAGAGUAACUAAUGGUGCCGGGCUUUCUACUGUGACAGCAAUAAACGAAACGAAAGUUGAUAUGACUGCCCCUGUCCUCUAUGAUUUAGUUCCCCAGUUUGGCUUUAUUUCUUGCAUUUCGAGUUGUAACUUGGUUGUAAAUAUUACUGGUGUCCGAGACGAAGAAAGUGGUGUCCGAUCCUGCAGCUAUGCCGUCAAAAACAGUAGUUGUACGAUAACGGACUUUGUUGAUAUUGGACUGAACACAACCUUGGAAGCUACAGAUCUAGAGCUGAUGAAUGGGCAACAGUAUUACACUGUGGUGAGAUGUGAAAACAAUGUUGGACUUACCACUGAGAGAGUCUCUUCUCCAGUUGUUGUUGACAACACACCUCCUUCAAAGGUAUGGAAUCUUCCUCACAUUUGAAAAAGUUAUAUUUUAUCGAUUAGCGGAAAAGAAAAUAAAGUGAUUGUUACUGUGCACCUAAUUUCAGUUUAGGCUUCUUGCCUGAUGGAGGCGGAAAAAUAAACUGCCAUUGAAAAACACGUAGUAAUCCUUCAUGUUGUACCAGUUUGUCCCAAAUGGUUAACACGUCGUCGGGUUUGAGUUAUUUCACUACUUCAAGUUUUUUAGCGUCCCUGGUCAGUUUCUUAACGUCUUGCUAGUAUUUUAUAGGAUUCAUCGCUCUUAAAACCCGCCAAUAAAGGAAGAAAGGCGAUAUAUGGAAAGUUUUAUCGUUUUAGGCCCGUUUCAAACGUCGUGCUACUGCCGUGCCGCACUCAAUUGAUCGAAUUAAAUUCGUCUUAAGCACGGCAGUAGUGCGACGUUUGAAACCAAGUCGUGCUACCGCAGUGCCGAACUCAAUUCAUAAAUUAUAAAUACGUUAGAAUACAUUUAAAAGUUUGCUAAACCGUUUCUUUAUUUUUGUGGUUUGUUUUCGGCAACAGCCGUUCUAUUCGACUGAAUUAAAUUCGACGUCUGAAACUAAGAAGUCGUGCUAGUGUCGUGCUGCAGUCGAGCUACAGUCGAGCCAGCUUAGCACGGCAGUAGCAUGACGUUUGAAACAGGCCUUAGAGUGUCAAAAUAGCAACCAGGAAGUAAGUGAAAUAUCCUGUAGACCAUAGAAACCUUGAAUAAAAUGAGUGAACAAGGCUUCAAUCUUUUUUAGCAUAUACUAAAACAGUGGAUAGUGUUUUUCGCGCGCUCUGAUUGGCUACUCAAUCAGGGAAUAUCCUGCACUCUAAGAUCUGAACUUCGAUUCUGAUUGGUUGAAGCAAAUUUACCUCGCGGCGCAGACCUAUCAGAAGCUCUACCCAGGUCUGGGUGGUGAGUUUUCAUUCGAGUAUGGAACUUCAGCUGCAGUUAUUGGCGUUCCACAGACGUCAUUUCGCGGGGAAAAGAGUGGUGGCAUCUCGAAAUGUCAGCUGUUUUCUCAGGCUAACGUGUUUGCUUUAAUGUUCCUUCCCAUUUAUCCUUCUAUCAUGACCUCCAAACUUAUUGUACAUUGCACCCAAAUAAGAGACAAAAAGGGACCCACACACUUUACCUCAAUUUUACAGGGCUCGGUGAUUGUGAGUGAAGACCGUACGCAUGACGUUUUUGGCAUACAUUCCAGUUGUCAUCUGUUUAACAAAACACUGCGGGCUCAUUGGUACGGUUUUAACGACAAUGAAUCGGAAAUCAGUGACUUUCGAGUAGCAGUCGGUAGACAGCCCAACGCGACCGACGUCUUGCAGUUCCAAAAAGUUGGUUUGGUUACAGACGUUUAUCUGCCUUUAACCAGCAGUACAUUUGAUGGCGACAUCGUCUAUGUGACAGUAGAGUCACGCAAUUUGGCUGGUUUGGUAACGCGUAGUUCGUCACCUGCUACACGGCUAGUUGCUGCCGAUAGCGACGAGUACAUUAAGCAGGGAGAUUUUUACUGUCUGAACGUUUAA
Messenger RNA from Porites evermanni, 15563 nucleotides. The record is from the annotation of a GenBank genome assembly. NCBI's taxonomy places the organism in Eukaryota, Metazoa, Cnidaria, Anthozoa, Scleractinia, Poritidae.